Messenger RNA from Pelecanus crispus (Dalmatian pelican), 1255 nucleotides. It is a transcript of the gene ST3GAL5, whose product is annotated as ST3 beta-galactoside alpha-2,3-sialyltransferase 5. The record is from RefSeq and is a predicted model, not a curated record. NCBI's taxonomy places the organism in Eukaryota, Metazoa, Chordata, Aves, Pelecaniformes, Pelecanidae. Gene Ontology annotation, molecular function: lactosylceramide alpha-2,3-sialyltransferase activity.
AGCAAUGCUGAGUGACAAUAACUCUGUGAAGCCGAAAAGUGGUAGUUCACCUCCUGUGCAAUGGUGUAAGGUGGCUGCACAUGAAGAUGAGAAGACCAAGCUGGUUUUUAAAAGGUACUCGCAAACUUCUUGCACUGUUUGUGGUUGGAGGGUGCUUCCUUUAUAUCCUCAAAUUACGUUUUGGCCCUGAAGAAUGUGAGAGAACAAAAAUGCCAUAUGUGGACCUCGAUCGCGUAAGGAGAGCACAACAGUAUGCCAGCGCUGCAUUGCAGGAACAGUGCCGGCCUUCUUACGUGAAGAAAGAAAUGGGGAAGUUAUUUGCGGAGAAAUAUAGCAUGGACAUACCUCCCUUCGUAAGAAAAAAUGUAAAUGAAGAUGAAGCUUUAUUUAAAUAUGAACCUCCUUUUGGAUUUCACAAGUUCUUUGAUAAGCUUAAAAAUCUCCUUGAACUCUUACCUGAGCAUGAUUUGCCAGAAGAUUUGAAGUCAAAACACUGUAAGCGUUGUGUUGUCGUUGGCAGUGGUGGAAUUCUUCAUGGGUCAGAGCUGGGUCACUUAUUGAAUCAGUUUGAUAUUGUUAUAAGGUUAAAUGAUGCACCAGUUCAAGGAUACACAGAUCACGUUGGUAACAAAACUACUAUACGGAUGACUUACCCGGAAGGAGCCCCCCUUUCUGAACAUGAGUAUCCUCCUGCUAGCUUGUUUGUGGCUGUUUUGUUUAAAAGUGUUGAUUUCAAUUGGCUUCAAGCAAUGGUAAAAAACGAAACCUUGCCUCUGUGGAUGCGACUCUUCUUUUGGAAGGAGGUUGCUGAGAAAAUCCCUUUUGCAUCAAAGCAGUUUCGGAUUCUGAAUCCAGUCAUCAUCAAAGAGACAGCUUUGGACAUUUUACAGUUCCCUGAACCUCGAUCAAAAUUCUGGGGUUGGGAUAAGAAUGUUCCUACAACCGGGGUCAUAGCAGUUGUUCUGGCCACACAUUUAUGUGAUGAAGUGAGCUUAGCAGGGUUUGGAUAUGACCUCGAUCAGCCCAGCACACCUUUGCACUAUUACAACAACCUCUGCAUGGCUGCCAUGAACAGACAACCUAUGCACAAUGUGACAAGCGAAACAAAAUUCCUGCAAAAACUGAUCAAAGAAAAAGUUGUCAAAGACCUCACUGGUGGGAUACAUUGUGAAUUCUGCGGUGAAGACAGCUAGUGAUUGAAGUGCGGCAUGGUUUGGAUUUGUUAAAUUUCCAGAGGUUCAGCUGGAACAACCUU